UGUGGCUGGACUGGGAAGUGUUACUACUGGGCUCCAAGUCGGGGUGCGGGUCUUGGCCGUCUGACUCCUUCCAGUUAGUGGUCAUAUCUCUGGGGAGCCUGGAGGGGGCAGUGGUGUGCUUCCCCCUCCCGGGCUGAGGUGAUGGCUAGUCAGUGGUGAAGUACUUCCGGGCCAGAGGGCACGUGCGGCCUGAGGUCUGCGGCGCCGGCAAAGUCAGCGUCGUCAACGGAGCGGACGGAGCGCCGCCCUCAGGUGUGGCGGGCGGCGCGGAAACCGUGUGGAGUCAGUGUUGCCGACUCGGGUUCCUCGAGGGUGCCGGAAGCCGGGGAUUGGGAGGAUCUGGGGGCGCCGCGGGGCCCUGGACGGCGCAAGCACGGGCCGCGCGCCUGCCGGGGCAGCUUCCCUCCUCGCGCUCCCUCGGGGUCCGGGGCUGGAGGAGCCGCCCGGAGCUCGCAGCCCCUGCUCGGUUCUCUGGUGGUUCCGGAGCCGCGGGGAGGGAUCCCGAAGCUGCGGAGGGCACUGCAGGAGAUGGACUGCGGUGUCAGCUCGGGAAGCCGGCUUGACGCGUUAGCCACUGACGCCGCCUAUAGAAUGUCUCAUGCAGUUGUGGACCAAAAGAUGGAGUUGGUUUUAAAAAGAUACUGUGAUGUGAUACAGCUAUAAUUACUCACUGGAUGAAGAUGCAUAGACCAAACUUUUGUUGGGACUAUUAGUCUGUCUGAAAGUUUCUUCAACCACAGUUUCUCUUUGAAAAUUCAAGUAUCAAAGAAUAUUGUAAUGGCAUAAUGAUUUAUUUUGCUGAGGACUGCAGAUUUUGAAGAUAAUUGUUGGAUUCCAGUUAUAUUCUCAUCAGAGUGAUUCAUAUCAUUCAGUCUUGAUAAACUUAAUUUUGAAGAAUUUUAUAUCUAUAAGCAACACCAAAAGAUGGGAGAAAAAAAUGGUGAUGCAAAAAGUUUCUGGAUGGAGUUAGAAGAUGAUGGAAAGGUGGACUUCAUAUUUGAAAAAGUACAAAAUGUGCUACAGUCACUGAAACAAAAGAUCAAAGAUGGAUCUGCCACAAAUAAAGAAUACAUCCAAGCAAUGAUUCUAGUGAAUGAUGCAACUCUAAGCAAAAAUUCAACAUUGAAAAAGCAUCAUAUAUGUGUGACUCACAAUGAACAGGAAAACAAGUUAAAUGCAUUUCCUUCUACAUCAUAUGAAGACUUCUUUCCAAAAGACCGUACAUUUCUAACUAUAGAAAAUAAGAAAAUUCUCCCUCUGGCUAAUAAAGUUGUAGACUAUAGAGGAAAAAAAUCACCGAUGAAUUUAUCUUACCAAAGUCAUGAUUGUUCUGGUGCCUGUCUGAUGAAAAUGCCAUCAACCAUCAAGGCAGAAAACCCUCUGCAGCUGCCAGUCACAUGUCACUUCCAGAGACGACAUGCAAAGACAAACACUCAGUCUUCAGAACUUCAUGUGAGUUACAAAGCUCCUUGUGGAAGAAGUCUGCGGAACAUGAAGGAAGUCUUUCGUUACCUGCUUGAGACAGAGUGUAAUUUUUUAUUUACAGAUAACUUUUCUUUUAACACCUUUGUUCAGUUGACUCGGAAUUACCAAAAGAAAGAAGAAAUUGUUUCUGAUGUGGAUAUUAGCAAUGGAGUGGAAUUAGUACCCAUUUCUUUCUGUAAUGAAAUUGACGAUAGAAAGCUUCCACACUUUAAGUACAGAAAGACUAUGUGGCCACCAGCAUAUUAUCUAAACAACUUUUCCAACAUGUUUACUGAUUCCUGUGACUGUUCUGAGGGCUGCAUAGACAUAACAAAAUGUGCAUGUCUUCAGCUGACAGCAAGGAAUGCCAAAACCUCUCCCUUGUCAAGUAGUAAAGUUACUACUGGAUACCGUUAUAAAAGGCUACAGAGACAGAUACCAACUGGCAUUUAUGAGUGUAGCCUGUUGUGCAAGUGUAAUCGACGAAUGUGUCAAAACCGAGUUGUCCAACAUGGUCCUCAAGUCAGACUACAGGUGUUCAAAACCGAGAAGAAAGGAUGGGGUGUACGCUGCCUAGAUGAUAUUGAUCAGGGAACAUUUGUUUGCAUUUAUUCAGGAAGAUUGAUGAACAGGACUAACCCUAAGAAACCUAAUGCUACUGAUGAAAAUAGAAAAGAAGAGAAUAUUAUGAAAAAUACAUUUUCAAAAAAGAGGAAAAUAGAAGUUGCAUAUUCAAAUUGUGAGGCUGAAGUUAUCCCAUUAGAUUUGGAAACAUACCCUAGAAGUGCUGAAACUGCGGACUGUCCACUUAAGUUUAGUAAUGAUCCAGAAGAGCCUGUAAUAGAAAUGAAGUAUAACAGUAUUUCAAGAAUUCGGUAUCAUUCAGUUAUUAGAAGUCCUAAAUCCAAGACAGCCAUUUUUCAACAGAAUGGAAAAAAGACGGAACUUAUUUCCUUGGAUUCUGACACCUCAGGAGAAGACAGUGGAUUUCUGAAUUGUAAAGCCAAGAGAAAACAAAAGGAAUCAAGUUCAAACCAAGUUGGAGAUUCUGAAGACAAUCAGCUGCAUGAAUCAGAUGUGAUAGAUAUAACUAAAUGUAGAGAAGAAACUCCACCAGGGGACAGAUGUAAGCCAGCAACCAUGUUUGACCAUGAAAAUACUACAAAACAUUUUGAGGUUCAAAUAAAAAUGCCCCAAGAAGAGGAAUCUCCAGCACAUCAAAAGCAGCAGGCCUUGUCUGAUGGCGAGUUGCUAAGUGAAACCAAGAAUACUUCAUCUGCUUCUCCAGUGAAGUCCAGUAAAGGGGUUGUGUUUUUAUUGGAUGCCACAAAAGAAGGAAAUGUGGGCCGCUUCCUUAAUCAUAGUUGUUGUCCAAAUCUCUGGGUACAGAAUGUUUUUGUAGAAACACACGACAGGAAUUUCCCAUUGGUGGCGUUCUUCACCAACAGUUACGUGAAAGCAAGAACGGAACUAACAUGGGAUUACGGUUAUGAAGCUGGGACUGUGCCUAACAAGGAAAUCGUCUGCCGAUGUGGGACUAAUAAGUGUAGAAAAAAAUUACUAUAGCUGUGUUCCCAAAGCCUGUGUUGAAAUUAGUGUUUUAGGCUGAGAUGAGAGCCAUACAAAGGAACCCUCAGUUAUCAGUAGAAUUUAGGUUGGUGUCCACCAAGGUAAUUCCUGUGUUCUCCCUGUUCAAGGAUUCAUAUUUUCUGAUUUUGUUUGUGUGGUAUAGAAAUGCCAAGAACAAAAUAAGGACAUUUUCAGACA
Messenger RNA from Chinchilla lanigera (long-tailed chinchilla), 3231 nucleotides. RefSeq names its product SET domain, bifurcated 2 (gene Setdb2). Bases 925 to 3030 code for a protein of 701 amino acids. Gene Ontology annotation, cellular component: nucleus. Gene Ontology annotation, molecular function: zinc ion binding; protein binding; histone H3K9 methyltransferase activity. Gene Ontology annotation, biological process: heterochromatin organization; negative regulation of gene expression. Lineage: Eukaryota; Metazoa; Chordata; Mammalia; Rodentia; Chinchillidae. The record is from RefSeq and is a predicted model, not a curated record. The transcript has 14 exons.